CGUUGUUUCUUUUUUCCAAACACACCCUCCCAGCUCUCGCUCUGUCUCUCUCCCCCACCUUCUUCAUUCAUUCCCUUCACCAAACCCUAACCCUAACCCCUUUUUUUUUCCCAUUAUUUUUUUUUUCCUCUCAAACACACAAACCUCUCAGAGAGCUCGUCGUUCUAAAACCCUAGAGGGAAAGCACUUGGUUUAUCAAUUCCAAACAAUAUCAAAUAGUCUUCGCUCUCCCUUUUUUAUUUCGCAUUUUGCAAUUAAUUUUUUUUUUUCCUCCCAAAUGGAUUCUCAGCAGAACAACUUGUUCGAGACGGCUUCGCAGCCUGAUACGGGAAACGAUGCCUAUACGUUUCUCGAAUUCAAUACCCAAGGCGAAGACUUCGAUUACCCAGAGUUUCGCGACCCGAUUCGUUCUCCUGUAGCCUGGCCCACGCCUUCUGAUUCCUUAGCUGACCACACGGACCGCGGUGGUGGUGCCGGUGGCGGUGGUGCUGGUGGUGGUGCAGGCGGUGGUGGUGGGCCUGGGUCUGAUAACCAGUCUGAUGCUUCGCCGGUUUCGGUUGCACCCGGUAGCGCAACGAAGGGUCGGGCAAGCGGGUCGGGUAGUAGCAGCGUGAAUAAUCAGAUGGUGGAUGCUUUAGCGGCGGGAAUGAGUGGGUUGAACUUCGAGGACACGGGGGAUGAUGAUAAUUAUGAUUAUGGUAAAGGGGAUUUCACGGAGCAUGCGUGUAGAUAUUGUGGGGUUUCUAACCCGGCCUGCGUGGUUCGGUGUAAUGUGCCUUCGUGCCGCAAGUGGUUCUGUAAUUCUCGUGGGAACACGUCCGGUUCGCAUAUUGUGAAUCACCUGGUUCGAGCAAAACACAAGGAAGUUUGUCUUCACAAAGACAGUCCCUUGGGAGAAACAAUACUUGAAUGUUACAACUGUGGAUGUCGAAAUGUGUUCCUUCUUGGAUUUAUAUCGGCCAAGACAGAGAGUGUUGUUGUUCUUCUGUGUAGGGAACCUUGCUUAAGUGUUAAUGCAUUGAAGGAUAUGAACUGGGACCUGAGCCAGUGGUGUCCCCUGAUUGAUGAUAGGUGUUUCUUGCAGUGGCUUGUUAAGGUUCCCUCAGAACAGGAGCAAUUGAGAGCACGCCAAAUCAGUGCUCAACAAAUAAAUAAGGUUGAAGAACUUUGGAAGACAAACCCAGAAGCUUCACUUGAAGAUCUUGAGAAACCUGGAGUGGAUGAUGAACCUCAACCUGUAGCCUUGAAGUAUGAAGAUGCAUACCAGUAUCAAAACGUUUUUGCUCCACUUAUUAAGCUUGAAGCUGACUAUGAUAAAAUGAUGAAAGAAUCUCAAAGUAAGGACAAUGUCACAAUUCGAUGGGAUAUCGGUCUUAAUAAGAAGCGAGUUGCUUACUUUGUUUUCCCAAAGGAGGACAAUGAAUUGCGUCUUGUGCCUGGAGAUGAGUUGCGACUGCGAUAUUCUGGUGAUGCUGCUCACCCAGCAUGGCAGUCAGUAGGGCAUGUGAUCAAGUUGACUGCACAGGAGGAGGUUGCGCUUGAACUUCGUGCAAGUCAGGGAGUUCCAGUUGAUGUUAACCAUGGCUUUAGUGUGGACUUUGUUUGGAAGAGUACAAGCUUUGACCGCAUGCAGGGAGCAAUGAAGACUUUUGCAGUGGAUGAGACAAGUGUUAGUGGGUAUAUCUACCAUCACUUGUUAGGCCAUGAAGUAGAGGUUCAGAUGGUUCGAAAUACGUUGCCUCGUCGUUUUGGUGCACCUGGUCUUCCAGAGCUCAAUGCCUCUCAAGUUUUUGCUGUAAAGAGUGUCUUACAGAAGCCUAUAAGUUUGAUUCAAGGACCCCCUGGCACAGGAAAAACUGUUACUUCUGCAGCAAUUGUGUAUCACAUGGCCAAACAAGGGCAGGGACAGGUUUUGGUUUGUGCUCCUAGUAACGUUGCAGUUGAUCAACUAGCUGAAAAGAUAAGUGCCACUGGUUUAAAGGUGGUUAGGCUUUGUGCAAAAUCAAGGGAAGCUGUAAGUUCUCCUGUUGAGCAUUUAACCCUUCACUACCAGGUUCGCCAUCUGGACACAUCUGAAAAGAGUGAACUUCACAAGUUACAGCAAUUGAAAGAUGAACAAGGAGAAUUGUCCAGCAGUGAUGAGAAAAAAUACAAAGCAUUGAAGCGUGCAACAGAAAGGGAGAUUUCUCAGAGCGCUGAUGUUAUAUGCUGCACAUGUGUUGGAGCUGGAGACCCUCGAUUGGCAAAUUUUAGGUUUCGUCAGGUACUUAUUGAUGAAUCCACUCAAGCAACAGAACCUGAAUGCCUAAUACCCUUAGUUCUUGGUGCAAAGCAGGUUGUUCUUGUUGGGGACCACUGUCAGCUUGGUCCAGUAAUCAUGUGCAAGAAAGCAGCUCGUGCUGGGUUAGCACAGUCUCUUUUUGAACGCCUUGUUCUACUUGGUGUGAAACCAAUUAGACUGCAGGUUCAAUACCGUAUGCAUCCAUCUCUAUCAGAAUUUCCUUCUAACAGCUUCUACGAAGGCACACUGCAAAAUGGAGUGACCAUCAAUGAGAGGCAGUCAUCUGGCAUUGAUUUUCCUUGGCCGGUUCCCAAUCGUCCUAUGUUCUUUUAUGUGCAGAUGGGGCAAGAGGAGAUAAGUGCCAGUGGAACAUCUUACCUAAAUAGGACUGAGGCUGCUAAUGUUGAAAAGAUUGUAACAACUUUCUUAAGGAGUGGUGUGGUCCCUAGUCAGAUAGGAGUUAUAACACCCUAUGAGGGACAGAGAGCAUAUAUUGUAAACUAUAUGUCAAGAAAUGGUGCUCUCAGACAGCAACUUUACAAGGAAAUUGAGGUUGCAAGUGUGGAUUCAUUUCAAGGAAGGGAAAAGGAUUAUAUCAUCCUGUCUUGUGUUAGGAGUAAUGAACAUCAGGGCAUUGGAUUCCUUAAUGAUCCUCGCAGGCUCAAUGUUGCUCUAACACGUGCUCGUUAUGGUAUUGUCAUCCUAGGAAACCCUAAAGUUUUAAGCAAACAGCCUCUGUGGAAUAGCUUAUUGACACACUACAAGGAACAUGAGUGCUUGGUUGAAGGGCCUCUAAAUAACCUGAAGCAGAGUAUGGUUCAAUUUCAGAAGCCCAAAAAGAUAUACAAUGACCGGCGUCUUUUCUUUGGGGGUGGCCCUGGAGUUGUGCCUAAUGAUAAUUAUGGGUCUGUUUCCCCAUCUGCCCAAAGUGCAGAAAGAAGAAGCAAUCGUGGUAGAGGUUCCUACUUACCACCUGGCCCCCCCAAUGGUACCCAUAAGCCUGGGGUGCAUCCUGGUGGAUAUCCAAUGCCUCGAGUGCCCAUUACACCAUUUCAUGGCGGUCCCCCUUCUCAGCCAUAUGCUAUUCCAACUCGUGGAGCUGUACAUGGACCAGUUGGAGCUGUGCCUCAUGUCCCUCAGCCUGGAAGUCGUGGUUUUGGAGCUGGGCGUGGCAAUGCUGGUGCUCCUAUUGGCAGUCAUCUCCCACAUCAACAAGGGUCACAGCAAUCUAUUGGAAAUCUUGGGUCAACUUUUAAUUUUCCUGCUCUAGAAAAUCCAAAUAGCCAGCCAUCUGUGGGUGGUCCACUAUCUCAACCAGGAUUUGUGAAUAAUAUGCCAGUUCAAGGGCCAAGCCAAACAUUUCGUGAUGGAUUUUCCAUGGGAGGCAUGUCUCAGGACUUCUUGGGUGAUGACUUCAAAAGUCAGGGAUCACAUGUUCCUUAUAAUGUUGCGGAGUUCUCCACUCAGGCUUCUCAAAGUGGAUAUGGUGUUGAUUAUGUUACACAAGGAGCACAAGGUGGCUUUCCAGGGAACUUUUUGAACCAGAAUUCUCAAGCUGGAUAUUCUCGGUUUGGUACUGGGAAUGACUUCAUGUCACAGGAUUACAUGGCUCAUGGAAACCAGGGUCUAUUUACUCAGGUUGGGUUUAAUGACCCAUCACAGGAUGACGCAACACAGAGCCACUAUGGCGUGGCCAAUGCAAAUCCACUCCAGUCUCAGGGUUUGAUGAAUUCACUAUACUCCCAGCCAUUUGCCCAUUACAACACACAGCCACUGAACUUGCAGGCCCCACAACAACAGCCACAGCAUGGCCACAGCUCUCAAAACCAGAAAAUCCACUUCAAUGGUUAGAAGAGACCAUAGGGGAAUAAUUGCUGUGAUGGGUUAUAGUCUUUUUGCAUUCAGCAACUUUUAAGGUUGUGCUUUCUUGUGUGCCCAAAUAUAUCUGCCCUACGAAUGCAGAAAGGUUUGCCGUACUGAGGUCAGUUUGGUUUAAUCUCCAUAACCCAAUAGUUCGAUUUAAAAAAUAAAAAAAAUAAAAAAAAAUACUGGGUGUUGUUGGGAAAAUAAGAUUUUUAAUUCCAAAAGUGGGCAAAUGAGCUGCAGCAGGAGGGAAGGAGGUCUUUUUGAGCGAACACAAGCAGGCACUUCCGAGGCUGAGAAAAAGAAAAUGAUAACCCGGUAAUGUGCUUGAAGUUUUGUAUGAAAAAUGGAUAAGAGAGCAUAAUUUACGUGAGAUGGUUUCUGGCGGGAAGGGUUUCGGGGACGAUCGGAAUUAUAUAGGCGGGGAAGCUACUACUGUUACAUUGACACAGCUGGGGAAGAAGACCCAUUUUUUUUGUUUUCCAUACAGAAAGAUGAAGCAGUAACCACCGAGAAAAUUAUGUUAUUUGUACAGCAUGCUACAAGGGGAAGAAAGGUCGCCCUAACCCUUUCAGCUCUUCCUGACAUGUAAUUAUACUCUUACGUUACAUCUAUUAUUGGGACUGGGUCUGGCUAAAAGUGCUUGUCCCACUAAAGGCCUUAGGCUGGGGCCCCAUAAGAUUUUUUUUUUUUUUUUUUUGGUUGAAAAUAUGAAUACUCUUUAGUUAAUGAUAUUGUGUAUUGUGUAUGCAAGUAUCGUAACGGCCCAGCGCAUUAUUAUUUGUUAAUUUAUAGAUGAGGUAUUUGAAUUUUUA
Molecule: messenger RNA, 4959 nt
Organism: Ziziphus jujuba (common jujube)
Lineage: Eukaryota; Viridiplantae; Streptophyta; Magnoliopsida; Rosales; Rhamnaceae
Product: regulator of nonsense transcripts 1 homolog
Exons: 29
Coding region: 278-4132 (1284 amino acids)
Biological process (GO): nuclear-transcribed mRNA catabolic process, nonsense-mediated decay
Cellular component (GO): cytoplasm
Molecular function (GO): RNA binding; hydrolase activity; RNA helicase activity
Source: RefSeq, a predicted model, not a curated record